GCCGCCGCCUCCCCCCCCGCCCCGCGAUGUAUUCAGCGCCCUCCGCCUGCACUUGCCUGUGUUUACACUUUCUACUGCUGUGCUUCCAGGUUCAGGUGUUGGCGGCUGAGGAGAACGUGGACUUCCGCAUCCAUGUGGAGAACCAGACGCGGGCGCGAGAUGAUGUGAGUCGGAAGCAGCUGCGCUUGUACCAGCUCUACAGCAGGACCAGCGGGAAGCACAUUCAAGUCUUGGGCCGUAGGAUCAGUGCCCGUGGCGAGGACGGGGACAAGUAUGCCCAGCUCCUAGUGGAGACAGAUACCUUUGGGAGUCAAGUCCGGAUCAAGGGCAAGGAGACGGAGUUCUACCUGUGUAUGAACCGAAAAGGCAAGCUCGUGGGGAAGCCUGAUGGCAGUAGCAAGGAGUGCGUGUUCAUUGAGAAGGUUCUGGAAAACAACUACACAGCCCUGAUGUCAGCCAAGUACUCGGGCUGGUACGUGGGCUUCACCAAGAAGGGGCGACCUCGCAAGGGUCCCAAGACCCGGGAGAACCAGCAAGAUGUGCACUUCAUGAAGCGUUACCCCAAGGGGCAGACAGAGCUGCAGAAGCCCUUCAAGUACACCACAGUCACCAAGCGUUCCCGGCGGAUCCGCCCCACUCACCCCGGCUAGGUCUGGCCAAACUCACCCCCAGAGAACUACAUCAGAGGAAUAUUUUUACAUGAAAAAAAUAAGGAAGAAUCUCUAUUUUUGUACAUUGUGUUUAAAAGAAGACAAAAACUGAACCUAAAGUCUUUGGGGGGGAGGGGCAAUAGGAUUCCACUGUUGACCUGAACCCCACGACAAAGUACUCACGCAAGGGGACUGCUGUCAACCCAUAGGUGCUUGCCUCUCUCGAGGGGGCAGUCCAAAACUCAUCCCCCAGAGGAGGACUUGAAUGAGAAAACUGACGCUGCGAGAAACCAAAGUCCUUUCCCCAAAGGUUCUAAAAGCAAACAAAACAAAACAAAACAAAACAAACAAACAAACAAACAAAAAAACAAAAUGAAAAAAAAAAA
Messenger RNA from Psammomys obesus (fat sand rat), 1036 nucleotides. RefSeq names its product fibroblast growth factor 18 (gene Fgf18). Bases 27 to 650 code for a protein of 207 amino acids. Gene Ontology annotation, molecular function: type 2 fibroblast growth factor receptor binding; type 1 fibroblast growth factor receptor binding; growth factor activity. The record is from RefSeq and is a predicted model, not a curated record. Gene Ontology annotation, cellular component: cytoplasm. Lineage: Eukaryota; Metazoa; Chordata; Mammalia; Rodentia; Muridae. Gene Ontology annotation, biological process: positive regulation of cell population proliferation; positive regulation of protein phosphorylation; cell differentiation. The transcript is spliced from 5 exons.